This is a messenger RNA of Trichomonas vaginalis G3, 2619 nucleotides long. RefSeq lists its product as uncharacterized. The coding region runs from base 1 to 2619 and encodes 872 amino acids. NCBI's taxonomy places the organism in Eukaryota, Parabasalia, Trichomonadida, Trichomonadidae. The record is from RefSeq and is a predicted model, not a curated record. Gene Ontology annotation, biological process: cell migration; regulation of Arp2/3 complex-mediated actin nucleation. The transcript has a single exon. Gene Ontology annotation, cellular component: plasma membrane; lamellipodium.
AUGGGAACUCCAAUCGAACGUGCGAUUUCCAAUACGAGUGCGAGAGGUUUAACGCCCUUGUUAGCAGUUAAUGUUGAAGACUCAGGAUCAAAAGUUUUCAAACGGCAAAGAAUUGUAGUUUUAGCAGAUUUCUUCUUUGAACUUUAUGAUAAAAAAGGAGAAACCCUCAAGCGUAGUUUUUCUUGGUUGAAGUUAACUGGCUUUAAAAUCAUCGAAAAGACAGAAGUUUACGUAGAAUUUGGCCAUAAAAAAUUCCAAUUUACAUCACCACAAUUUAAAUCAUUAGUUAGCGGCAUUGUAGAUUCAACACAAAGAUUCCUUACAAAGAAUGAACUUUCUGAAAUGGGUUUCCAAACUGCAGAAUUAUUCAAAUCCAAACCAACACCAAUUUCCAUAAUUCAUCGUCUAGAAGCUAAAAUGAAAGAAUUAAAGAUAGAUCUCCAGCCAGAAAUCGUCCAAUACAUUAAAGAUUUAAUAAUAACGGAGAGAAAAAUUAUAAAUUUCGCAGAAAUUCCAGAAGCUGAUACAGCUGCACCACUAUUUUUCGACAUCCUGCAGCUGAUGAGCUUUGUUUCAAGCGUUACUUUGCCUCCUAUGAUUGGUGACGUUGAUGCGUUUGAAUAUAUAUCAGAAUUUAUCGGAUUGCCAUCAUACUUACGUCAUUUAACAAUAGAUUGCAAAAUCAGUCAGUCAUUUUCUCAAUUUAUACAGAAAUUAAAAGAAAAUGACCGUUCUCGUAUCACAGGACUUACAUUUGUCAAUUCAGAAUUCACAAUUGAUCAACUUAGCUUACUUACAGAAGCAUUAGUAGCUCGCAGCAUCACUUCUCUUGGUUUUCACAACGCAAUCUCACAUCCAGCAAGAAUUUACUUCUAUUCAACAUUCUUCCAAGGUGAAUUCCUCAAUAAUCUCAAAUAUCUCGACAUUACAAAUACUCCAAACCUCGAUUUACGAAUUUUAUUACCAAAAAUCCGUCAGAUUUGCGUUCUCAAUCUCGAAUCAUGUGGUAUCGAAAUCUCAGAAAUUAUCUCAGCUAUUUCCUCCAUCUCUCUUCCUUCUCUUCGCGAAAUUAAUGUUUCAAAUAAUCCAUUUACCAUUCCUUUGAGCUCUCCGACAGCUCUUCCGAAGUCAUUGACCACUUUCAUAGCCAAUAAGAUCACUUUCCCUGACAACAGCCUCGUUACUCUCAUUUCAUAUUUAUUUGCCAAGAUUCAGAAGCCUCUCAACCUUUCCAUUGCCGACGCCCUUGAUUCCACCGAUGAAUGGUUCAGAGUUUUCAACUUCCUCGAGAAAUGUCCCUUCGAAACCCUCCAAUCUCUCACUUGGGACAAUAAUCCAACGUAUCCGUCACUUUUUGAGUUUCUUGGUCGGAACAAAAUGUUGGAAUAUCUAUCAUUAUCAGGCUGUUUCUAUGAAGCGAACCACGGACCAAUUGUUUGCCUUGCAGAUUACUUGGAAACAGCUUCAUCUCUUCGAACAUUAAUUUUGAGAGGUUUCAAUGCAUCAAUUCUCGGAAAAUACACCGUUGCAGCAUUGUCAGCCAUGAGAAACAUGAACUCCCUUGAGCACCUCGAUGUUUCAUUCAACUAUGGCGGAGAUGAUGAAUUAUUGACUCUCAAAUUAUUAGUAAACGAAUUGCCACAAAUUCGAACAAUUUACUUUGACGGAUGCAAGUCAACGAAUGUCCAAAUUAUCAAUGACUUGUUCAAGACAUGCAGAUGCGUAACAGAAGACAACAAAGUCUCCAUUAUUUUCCCAACAGAAGACAUGACAAAUCUCAAGAAGAAACUGUUAAUUACUGAAGACCAAUACGAAACAUUUUAUCAGAUUUGUCUUCAAAAACCGGAAAUUUGUUUCGCACAAAAGAAGUCUUGCGAAUACCAAAGACCUGAGAAAUCUCCUUUGGACGAGAACUGCGUGUUACCAACUGAUGAUUACACACUCCAAUUCCCUCUUUUCCUCACGAGAGAUGAAGUUUUGUUGUUGGGAGGAGAUGAAAAUGAUGAUGAAACUGUUGCCCCUGAAACAGUUGCAAUUGAUUACGCUGUAAACGAUUUCGAAGAUAACCAGGCUGCUUCAAUAGCUUCUCUCAACUUUAACCAGUCGAAAUCACAAAUACAAGGAAAUUCAACAGCGAAUUCAUCAGUCAUCAUUUCGACACCAACAGCAACAAGUGUAAGAUCAAUACCAAGAUUUGAUAACGACAAUGAAAGUGUCGCUUCAAAGAAGAGAGCUGUUGCAAGUUCAAUAAGAAGAGCAAUGUCAGAAAAGGCUGAAUCUGUUGUUGGAAAUGAUACUCCUGACACUCCAAGAUCGAGAUCUUCUACUAAACAAAACUCGCCAAAGACAAGAGGUUUGAAUACAGGAAGAUCAAAAACAAUUAUCUCUCCUUUCCAUCAUGAUUUGACCGCUGAAAACGUUGAUAGACAUUCUUGGGAAUUCCCGGCAAAUUAUGAUAUCGAGUUCGACCAAAACGUUUGGAAAGAUGCAGCUUCAGAAUUUUCAAUUCAAAGUUUGUUUGAUGAGAUUAGAUACGAGAAAAGCGCAAUUGUCCAUAGACAAGGUGACGCACAGAGCGUGAUGUCGAAGAGGUCUAAGAGAUCUAAGAUGGAUGUUUGA